AUGCUUCUGCUGUGGCUGCUGCUGGCCCUGCUCUGGUGGAGGGAGGGGGUCAAGGGCCAGAGGGAGCCCUGGGAAAACAACAAGGAUUACCAGCUGCAAGUGCAGGGGUUGGUGACGGUGCAGGAGGGCCUGUGUGUGCGGGUGCCCUGCUCCUUCUCCUACCCCCAGGAUGGCUGGACUGACUCUACCCCAGCUCACGGCUACUGGUUCCAGGAAGGGGCCAAUACACACCAGGAUGCUCCAGUGACCACAAACAACCCAGAUCGAAAAGUGCGGGAGGAUACCCAGGGGCGAUUCCAUCUCCUUGGAGACCCUUGGACCUACAACUGCUCCCUGGACAUCAGAGACGCCAGGAAGACAGAUGAUGGAAAAUAUUUUUUUAAAGUUGAGAGAGGAAGUGCAAAAUGGAGUUACAUAUCCAACCAUCUCACCGUGCGUGUGAUGACCCUGACGCACAAACCCGACAUCCUCAUCCCAGGGACUCUGGAGUCCGGCCGCCCCAGAAACCUGACCUGCUCUGUACCCUGGGCAUGUGAGUGGGGCACACCCCCCAUCUUCUCCUGGAGGACAGCUGCCCUCACCUCACUGGGCCCCAGGACCCGCUUCUCCUCAGUGCUCACCCUCACCCCACGGCCCCAGGACAACGGCACCAACCUCAUUUGUCAAGUGAAGUUCCCUGCAUCUGGUGUGAUCGUGGAAAGCACCAUCCAGCUCAACGUCACCUAUCCACCCCUGAACCUGACCAUCAGUGCGUUCUGGAAAGAAGGCACAGGACCUGAAGCUCUGGGCAAUGGCUCAUCUCUUCCAGUCCAGCAGGGCCAGUCCCUGCGUCUUGUCUGUGACACUGACAGCAACCCUUCUGCCAGGAUGAGCUGGACCCAGGGGAGCGUGACCCUGAGACUCCCCUCACCCUCAAACCCUGGGGUCCUGGAGCUUCCCCGGGUGGUCUUAGGGGACGGAGGAGAAUUCACUUGCCAAGCUCAGAACCCUUGGGGCUCCUACCACGUCUCUGUGAACCUAGUUGUGCAGGGUUUCUCCUGCUCCUGUCCCCCUAUCUCUGGGGAGCAGCGGGGCUCCUGGCCUCUAGUCCUCACCCUGCUCAGGGGGGCCCUCAUGGGGGCUGGCUUCCUUCUCACCUACGGCCUCACCUGGAUCUACUACACCAGACGCAGGAUGGACAUCCAGAACCCUCCAUCUCAGAGAUACUGCCGCAGUUGCUGCCCCUGCUGUGAGCAAGGACUACUGGACUGCCUCUACCCCAGCUCACGGCUACUGCUUCUGAAGAAAACAUGGAAACGGUUCAAGUAA
Molecule: messenger RNA, 1308 nt
Organism: Diceros bicornis minor
Lineage: Eukaryota; Metazoa; Chordata; Mammalia; Perissodactyla; Rhinocerotidae
Product: sialic acid-binding Ig-like lectin 14
Exons: 8
Coding region: 1-1308 (435 amino acids)
Biological process (GO): cell adhesion
Cellular component (GO): plasma membrane
Molecular function (GO): sialic acid binding
Source: RefSeq, a predicted model, not a curated record